AUGGAGUUGCACGGACUGCAUCAUGUAGAAGUGGAUAGAACACUAUAUCUAGUACGGAAAGUCUACCCGGAGGUGUCAAGAGAUACUGUACAGAAGGUGGUUAGAAGCUGCGACCGUUGUCAAUCAAUCGAUCCGUCGCCAAAUGUUCACGAAUUAGGAGAAAUCCAAGUAGACACCAAUUGGACCAGAUUAUCUAUCGAUGUGACGCAUUAUAGAGGUGAAAUGUAUUUGACUAUAGUUGAUUGUGGCCCUGGCCGGUUCGCCAUUUGGAGGGAGAUUCGAGCAGCAACGGCAGACAUCAUUGCGAAGGAGCUGGAGGAAUUUUUUUUUUUCGAGCGUGGACCAGUUGAAGAGGUACUCAUGGACAAUGGGGCAGCGUUCCGUUCGGAAGUUUUUCGGUCAAUGUUGGAUAAGUGGAACACUAGGCAAUAUUAUAGAGCAGCGUACAGGCCUAGUGGAAAUGGUAUCGUAGAACGAAACCACCGAACUAUAAAAGUCAUUGCCGAGAGAGGAGGGAUAUCGCCUGCAGAAGCAGUAUUUUGGUAUAAUAUGUCGCCUAAAUCUGGCCAACGUGAAGACACUGUGCCGCACAGAGCAGUUUACACAUACCAAUGGAGACAUCCUAGAGUUGCACCAUGUUUAACACGCUCUGACGGCCCUGAAUCUAUACGGAUUGGAGAGGAGGUUUGGGUCAAGCCAACUGGAGCCCGCUGCACGACAAAAUGGACAAGAGGAAUGGUUACCGGAGCACAGUCGCGCAACAAUGUUGAGGUGGACAGUAUGCCAAGGCAUAUUCUUGACCUAAGAGAGAUUCAAGAGGAUUUAGAGAAUGAAGGAGAAAAUUGGAGAAGUUCUCAUGAGGCUUGGGCCCAAAUACUGCGGAAAUCGCAAAGAGAGCGACACCCGCCCAGAUGGAAGGAUGAUUAUAUAACGUGA
Acanthosepion pharaonis is the source of this 936-nucleotide messenger RNA. The record is from the annotation of a GenBank genome assembly. NCBI's taxonomy places the organism in Eukaryota, Metazoa, Mollusca, Cephalopoda, Sepiida, Sepiidae.